UGCAACUUCAACUCUCGUACCCGUGUCACAACACAACCAACAGCGCCCUACCCGAGGCGCAUAGCCCACGUCACAAUGCAACUCAAACCCGCCGUCCUGCUAAGCUCGCUCCUGACAUCGCUCCCCUCCGCCAUCCUCGCCGCCGCCAAACCGACCAUCGCAGAAACAACAGUCACGCUGCACAUCCCGCCCUCUCCGCCCGUGCUCGCCAACCCGCACCUCCUACCCCCUUCAACCCAUGCCACGCUCACAACGCUAGGCAAGGCCCUGUCCGCGCCGCUCUCCACCGCUAACACCUUUGUCUUCCACAACGUCACGCCGGGUUCCUAUCUCGUGGACGUGCACUGCCCCACGCACGGGUUCGCGCCACUGCGGCUGGACGUUACCCGCCCCACUGAGGACGAGGCAAGGGAUGAUGUAGGCGGCAGCGCGUUGAGGUUGAGGGUGAGAGCGUGGGAGACAUACCGGGGCAACGACUGGGGCAACAAGGGGGAGGCGGUGCCGGUGCGGGAGGGAGGCGUGCUGGAUGUGCGCGUGCAGGGACAGAAGGGGUAUUUUGUGGAGAGGAGUUCAUUCUCGGUGCUGAGCAUAUUCAAGAACCCGAUUAUUUUGUUGAGUCUGGUUAGUAUGGGGUUGUUCUUUGGGAUGCCUAAGCUGGUCGAGAAUAUGGACCCGGAGAUGCGCGCCGAGUGGGAGGAGCGGCAGAAGGAGAACCCCAUGAAUGCGAUCAUGGGCGCCGCGUCGGGUCAAAAUGCAAACCCCAUGGGCAACUUUGAUAUGGCUGCCUUCUUGGCUGGGUCGUCGUCGAAUAAGGCGGAAGAGGCAAACGAGGCUAAAGAGGGUAGUGGGAAGGGAAAGGGGGAGAGUAGGAAGAAGAGGUAUGCUUAGUUGCAUGGCGGGUGACGGUGUUGGAAACGAGGUGGUCUGGUGUAUAAGUACUUACUGGGUAACAUGACGCAUAGAGAUUGAAGCAUAGAGCUUGCCUUUCCAUGGGUCAUCUCACUGCCAUCGAUGUAGCUAGCAUUCGAGUGCGGAUAUCUGACGUUCCUCAACAGAGCCAGAAGCGUAUGAAGGGGCUUACAGUAGCGGAAAACCGGUCUCCUAUACAGUCCCAACGCCCACUUCUGGGCAGCCGCAGCACCAUUGACAGAGUCCAAGUAUCUAGGUAUUUGAUUCCAAGUAUAGAUAGCCACGCGUGAGGGAUCGGUGGGUUCA
Chaetomium strumarium is the source of this 1215-nucleotide messenger RNA. RefSeq lists its product as uncharacterized. Lineage: Eukaryota; Fungi; Ascomycota; Sordariomycetes; Sordariales; Chaetomiaceae. The transcript has 3 exons. The record is from RefSeq and is a predicted model, not a curated record. Bases 76 to 888 code for a protein of 270 amino acids. Gene Ontology annotation, cellular component: EMC complex.